CAUAUAGAGGAGCAGGAAGAAGAAGCAGAGGACCCAGAGCUCGUGGCGUGUAUGAGAGGAAAAGUGCUGCAGGACAGGAUUCGCAAUGGCCGGAGUUGGGGAAGAGUUCAUGAAGUACCGCUCUCCUCUGGUCUCUCGGUACGCCAGCAAGGAAAUGGCUUUUAACUUCAGUGACAGAAAAAAGUUCACAACUUGGAGGAAGCUGUGGAUCUACCUGGCCAAGGCAGAGAAGGAUCUGGGGCUGUCCAUCACUGAUGCUCAGGUGAGUGAGAUGGAGGCUCACGUGGAGGACAUCGACUUUGCCAUGGCAGCUGAGGAGGAGCGCAAGCUUCGGCAUGAUGUCAUGGCCCACGUCCACACCUUCGCCCACUGCUGCCCCACUGCAGCUCCCAUCAUCCACCUGGGUGCUACCUCCUGUUACGUGGGAGACAACACAGACCUGAUUAUGCUCCGUGAUGGAUUCGACAUCCUGCUGCCCAAGCUGGCCCGUGUUAUUGAUAGAUUGGCUAACUUUGCAGAAAAAUAUGCUGACUUGCCAACUCUGGGCUUCACCCACUACCAGCCAGCUCAGUUGACUACAGUGGGCAAGCGAGCGUGUUUGUGGUUGCAGGAUCUGGUCAUGGACAUGCGCAACCUUCAGAGAGCUCGAGAUGAUCUGCGUUUCCGAGGGGUGAAAGGUACCACGGGGACCCAAGCCAGCUUCCUGCAGCUCUUCCAGGGGGAUCAUGAUAAGGUGGAGGCACUGGAUAGAAUGGUGACUGAGCUGGCUGGAUUUAAAAAGUCAUAUAUAGUGACGGGACAAACAUACAGCCGUAAAGUAGACAUUGACUCUCUGACUGUGCUGGCUAGCCUGGGAGCCACUGUACACAAGAUUUGUACUGAUAUCCGUCUGCUGGCUAACCUGAAAGAGAUUGAAGAACCAUUUGAGAAAGAGCAGAUAGGUUCAAGCGCUAUGCCAUACAAGAGGAACCCGAUGCGUGCAGAGCGCUGCUGUAGUCUGGCUCGUCACCUGGUGGCGCUGGUGUCUAAUCCUCUCCAGACUGCGUCAGUACAGUGGCUGGAAAGAACUCUGGAUGACAGCGCAAACAGGAGAAUCUCUCUGCCCGAGUCCUUCCUCACAGCUGACAUCAUCCUCAGCACUCUACAGAAUGUCACUGAGGGUCUGGUGGUCUAUCCUAAGGUGAUCGAGAGGCACAUCCGCCACGAGCUGCCCUUUAUGGCCACUGAGAACAUCAUCAUGGCCAUGGUGAAGGCAGGAGGGAACAGGCAGGAUUGCCAUGAGAAGAUCCGGGUUUUGUCUCAGAAGGCGGCAGCUGUGGUGAAGGAGGAAGGAGGAGAUAAUGACUUCCUGGCUCGAGUGCAGGCUGACCCCUACUUCGCUCCUAUACUUGACCAGCUAGAUGCCCUACUGGACCCUAAAACCUUCAUUGGCCGAGCCCCACAACAGGUUGCCAGAUUUCUCUCUGAAGAGGUUAAACCUGUCCUUCAGCCCUAUAAGAGCCAGAUGGACGUGAAGAUUGAACUGGAGCUCUGAGGCACACACAUACACAAUCCUUGUAAGCCUGCCACCAAGUCUGCAAAACAGUGUUUUGACUUCAGCCUUUUGUCAUUUGCUGAACAAAAUUUUUCUAAUGUGUCAUGUCAUUAUGAUGCUGCUUUACAACAUGUUACAGAAACAGUGACACUGUGCAAGAUAAUCAAGGCUCAGUCGUGUAACCCAAGUUUUUUCUUUUCAGUAUUAUUCAGUAUAUUUCAGUAUUUGUUGCCAUGAGAAGAAAAAAUAAAUCCAUUUCAAAACAACAA
This is a messenger RNA of Pangasianodon hypophthalmus (striped catfish), 1803 nucleotides long. RefSeq names its product adenylosuccinate lyase (gene adsl). Gene Ontology annotation, biological process: 'de novo' AMP biosynthetic process. Gene Ontology annotation, cellular component: cytosol. The record is from RefSeq and is a predicted model, not a curated record. The transcript has 13 exons. Gene Ontology annotation, molecular function: N6-(1,2-dicarboxyethyl)AMP AMP-lyase (fumarate-forming) activity; (S)-2-(5-amino-1-(5-phospho-D-ribosyl)imidazole-4-carboxamido) succinate lyase (fumarate-forming) activity. NCBI's taxonomy places the organism in Eukaryota, Metazoa, Chordata, Actinopteri, Siluriformes, Pangasiidae. The coding region runs from base 86 to 1534 and encodes 482 amino acids.